Molecule: messenger RNA, 1652 nt
Organism: Danaus plexippus (monarch butterfly)
Lineage: Eukaryota; Metazoa; Arthropoda; Insecta; Lepidoptera; Nymphalidae
Product: trypsin-like
Exons: 6
Coding region: 734-1603 (289 amino acids)
Biological process (GO): proteolysis
Molecular function (GO): serine-type endopeptidase activity
Source: RefSeq, a predicted model, not a curated record
UUAUCGCAACACUUUUAUUACUGAAUUCUGUGUUUUCUGACUCAAAAUACCGAUUGUAUUUUUGACUUCAGUGCGGAUAUUUUCGUUUCAUUUACGUUUUAUGGUGUAAAUCAUUGACGCUAUUUAUAUCUGAUCGUGGUGAUUUAGAGUCGUGGAUAUGAUAUACUCGUACUUAAAUGCUAAAGAGCUGAUUAAAACAUUGAAUACAUCGACAGAUUAAUCACACUGCAGACGUGCACUGCGUUCAAAUGCGCGGCCUUCGAAUGGGAAACAAAAAAUCGGUUUUCAGACCGAUUCUAUGUGAAUGCUCAAUAUAAAACGGGGGAGAAUCUAUUUAUUUCUAUUUCAAUUUGCAAAUGAAAACAAAAUUUAAGUGCUGUUAUGAUUAUUGUUGUCGCAGCGACUCUUCUGUUUCCUUGUGUCUUAUUUUGCAAUUUCGAGAAUAUGAAACUUUGAAUUUGAAAAAUAAUUUUCUAAACGGAAAUCUUAAUGAACGUUCAGAAAUUAAGUAUUAUAUAUUAAUUAGUUAAUAUGAUUUUUUAUUAUUAUAAAAAUAUCAUCUACUAUUGUAGUGAACCUUUUUUUUCUUAAAUCCAAACAUUAUUUUGUGUGUGUAGUUUCAAUGUAUUCGACAAUUAUAUCAUUGUAAAAUAUAUAAAUAUUAACCCAGUUUUUGCUGCGUUAACAGUGUUAAUUAUUUUCUUUGGUGCAUAAGAUCACAGGUCACCAAGAGAUGAACCUGAUGCUGCGAAUAUGCGAACGCCUUACCAAUACAGAAACCUAUGUAUUAAUGCUUAAAAUACCAAUCCUCUUGUUUCUCCUGAAAGGAGUUACAUCAUACCGUUAUCUGCCAGACAGUUUAUCAGUACACUUCGGUCCAAAUUUCGAACCAGUAACGAGCGCAAGAGAUGUUCCACACCACGUCUUGAUUGUUUACGGUUCGAGAUAUUGUUCAGGGAGUCUUAUAUACAGCAAGAUAGUGGUAACGGCGGCCAGCUGCUUCGUAAAACACACAGACGAGACCGUUGAUAUUAAAAUGGGCGCCAAUACUAUCACAGGGAUUGGACAAGUAAUACCCGUAGCAGAAUAUAAAAUUCAUGAGUACUUCAAACAGCUGAGCGCUCUCGACAAUGAUAUUGCUUUGUUGGUGCUUCAAAAAAAUGUAAAAUAUGAAACGACAGUUAAAAAAACACUCCUCGUUGAACCAGAGAUUGCAAUCCGAGAAAACACUAAUCUCUUGGUCGCGGGAUGGGGCGGCGGCACGCAAUUGCCGAUGAAUUAUAUCAACUUACUUCUCCAAUUAGGAGCUGUAGUUCUCAAGAGAUCUGAAUGCGUACAAUAUUAUGGUCAAUUGAUGACGCCAUCAAACUUCUGCGUUCGAUACACAACGGAUCACUUUUUAACUGACAACGGUGGCGGCGCCAUGUUUGACGAUCUACUAGUCGGUAUAUUAUCUGUAGGAGAAAUCAAAACCGAUAUUAGAUUCAACACAGCAAUAGUUACCAACGUGUCUUAUUUCCACAGGUGGAUUACACUCAACUCGAAAAGGUUCUUGAAAAAGUACUGUAUAGUUCAGGAUAAACCGAACAUAUCUCUCAAAUGAGAUGAAAAACUAUCUAUUUAAUAUAACUCUCCCCUCGAAGGGAGAUCGC